CUUCGCAGAACCCUCUAUUCUUAUAGACCAGCAAGAAGAGCAGACCUGUCAGGCCGAUUUGAGGAUCUUCCUUCCGUCUUUCCAGAUAAACCUCCAAUUGAAGCUCAAAAACUACAGGCUUUCAGCUUCUAGUAGGACUACUUGUUUGGCGUUUAGUACUAAGCUUUCCUUGAAGUAUUGCCCACGCCCAUUUGUGUUAUAGAUUCUGUUGAAUAGGACUUCUUCUCAAUGAGGGCAUCUUGUUGAGACUAGAAGAAUCAAGGUUCCUCCCGGAGUGGCUCGUUUAUGGUGUUUUUUCCUGCCAUGAAAUUGCUGGAAAUUGGAAAAGCAGAAUUAUGAAGAGUCCCGUUUCUUGUACGAUUCAAGUUCCUGUUCAGUUACCCUUACAUAGGCCCAAGGAGAUGUGGAGCACCAGAGUGAAUCCUCUCUUACAUUUCAAAUUCGUGAAUUGUAGUUUCUUUUCUAUGCAGGAGGUCUCAAGUGUAAUUACCUGUGCUGAAAAGGCAAGAAGAACCGUUGUCAAUGACACAAAUUCUCCUGAAGAUGUAUGUGAAUAUGGAUCAUUUGACAGGAAAUCCACAAAAAUGGUCAGAAAGAUGGGGAAGAAAGAACACCACUUGUGGCAGAAAAGAGAUUCUGCUAGGUCUGGCCAGAAAGCACUAAAUCUUGUUCGAAAUAUUUCUGGACUUCCAAAUGAAAAAGAGGCUGUGUAUGGUGCACUGGAUAAAUGGAUAGCUUGGGAGGCAGAGUUUCCUUUGAUUGCUGCAGCUAAGGCGCUAAGAAUCUUAAGGAAAAAGGGUCAAUGGGUUAGAGUAAUACAAGUUGCCAAGUGGAUGCUUAGCAAAGGGCAAGGGACAACCAUGACAACAUAUGACUCCCUUCUGUUGGCAUUUGAUAUGGAUUGCAGGAUAGACGAAGCUGAAAGACUAUGGAAUAUGAUUUUGCACAUUCAUACCCGCUCUACCUCUAAGAAGUUAUUUUCUAGGAUGAUAUCCUUGUAUGAUCAUCACAAUAUGCCAGACAACGUUAUUGAGGUAUUCGCGGACAUGGAAGAGUUGGGGAUCAAGCCAGAUGAAGAUUCUCUAAGAAAGAUUGCACGUGCAUUUGGAACAUUAGGUCAAGUAGACAAAAAGAAACUAGUUCUUGAUCGCUACCAAGGUAAAUGGAAGUAUAUCCACUUCAAUGGAGAGCGUGUUAGGGUGAGAAGGAUCCAUUGUGAUGAAUAAGCUACUGAAAGAAGUGACCAAUUAAAUUUGAGACUAGUUCUGAUGUUGGUACAUGUUCUGCCCCAGUAGUUUACGCAUCCCUUUUAGCAAUGUACAUAGGCCAUUGGCUAAAUGAUAACUAUGUUGAUAACAAGAAAUCUAGUGAUUUGUCAUGUUGUAUAGGUAAAAGCAGCAGUUGGUAGAAUUGGAUGAAAUAAUUCGUUUUGUAGCUAUUAUUUUCUUUCAUUCAAGAACAAUAGAGCAUCUGUUGUGGUCUUGGACACGGCUGCGGAUGGUUAGUCGAUACCAUUCCUGGAAAUUGGUGUUUAUCUUGAAAAUAGCAAGUGCAAUUUCAAUGGC
Messenger RNA from Coffea eugenioides, 1565 nucleotides. Its product is annotated as pentatricopeptide repeat-containing protein At4g18975, chloroplastic-like. The transcript is spliced from 9 exons. Lineage: Eukaryota; Viridiplantae; Streptophyta; Magnoliopsida; Gentianales; Rubiaceae. Bases 336 to 1226 code for a protein of 296 amino acids. Gene Ontology annotation, molecular function: protein binding. The record is from RefSeq and is a predicted model, not a curated record.